Molecule: messenger RNA, 510 nt
Organism: Aspergillus campestris IBT 28561
Lineage: Eukaryota; Fungi; Ascomycota; Eurotiomycetes; Eurotiales; Aspergillaceae
Exons: 1
Coding region: 167-451 (94 amino acids)
Source: RefSeq, a predicted model, not a curated record
CAACCAUUCUGACCAUGGAGAUUAUUGCAGGACACUGGAUUGAACCGGUAAUUGUCAUUGUUACAAAUAUACAUUCGAAGCUGUCAUGAAUAGAUUGCAACUCUUUAGUAUCAUCCUUUCAUCAAAGUGCAAUCAAUACACAUAACCACUCCAUACUAUCGUGUUGAUGUGGCGGUGCAUAUCGUGGCUGGACUGUGGCUUCAGACCGCCUCCGCCUUUCUCCUCUCAGGCUCUCAGGCUCUCAGGCGUCAUGCAUUGCCAUCAUCGUCCAUCACUUUCUUGCCCACUUUUCUUCCUUCUUCUUCUUCUUCCCUUGUUCCACCCACCUCAACCCAUCUUCCUUUCCCUUCCUCGAUCCCUUUGCAUUCGACUUCUGUUCAUAAUUCCCUGUUCCGAGUCACAUCGUCCCUCUAACCUUCUCCUUCCGUAUUUCCCCACCUUGGUUAGCUAGUUGCUGUGUCUGUGGUCCUCUCUGGUGGCGCAAGAUGAAGCUCACUUUCAAGGUACCCC